This is a messenger RNA of Exaiptasia diaphana, 1506 nucleotides long. RefSeq lists its product as uncharacterized. NCBI's taxonomy places the organism in Eukaryota, Metazoa, Cnidaria, Anthozoa, Actiniaria, Aiptasiidae. The coding region runs from base 361 to 963 and encodes 200 amino acids. The record is from RefSeq and is a predicted model, not a curated record. The transcript has a single exon.
ACGAAACAUUGUCAUUUAGCAUCUUACGCGCCGGCCAGAAGCGUUAUUUUAGACAACUCACCGAAAUCGAGAACUGUUAGAAAGAAAACGCUGACUGAAAAGGGAAAGCAAUACGCGAAGGAAUUUAAAUCAAAGMAAAGAAAUACCGCUUAUAAGAACUUGAAACAGCAAAUUACUAAAAUCUUGAGUUUACGCGACAWUCCAGAUGUAGAUCUCGAAACACUUGAGAAAGAGAGAGACACGCUAGACCAUCUUAAAGAGAUUUUAAACGAUCUACAAGGAGAUUACGACUGCCUCCUGGAGACAGAUGUAGAGAGAGAGAGUUCGUAUUGAUGGUUUGAUCUUCGUGACCGUGAAUACAUGGAGUGCCGUGUUAAAGUAUGCGAACGACUCCAUAUAGUAGAAAGAGAGUCGUCACAUGAGUCGUCAGUAAAAUCCGGUGGCCGUCGUUCUGUGAAGUCUCAUGUUUCACAAAGGUCUAGAAUCUCUAAGGCAAGCUCGUCUUCAACGAAGCACCUUUCGAUCGCAAUAGUUGACGCCACCACUAAGUCAGCAAAAUUGGAGGCUGAAAUUGAGCAUCUAGACAAUGAGAAGCAGAGCAGACGCUUAAAACUAGAAAGAGAUCUGGCAAUAGCAACCGCAGAGGAAAAGGCGUUGAAACAAUUGUCGAGUCCAAACGAAAUCCAAUUAGCCAUUAAGGAGGAGAUAAAUCAAGUCACGUCUAAGACGGAAAUAAAAACUCCGCACGACAUAAAACCACAAAAGAUCGAAAACACUCAACAAAUUUUCGAUCCAAAUGCUACUCCAUUACCCUGGGAACCAGAGGCUGGAUUUACUCGUUCUUGUAGUUUAUAUACGGCGCGAAGCGCCGUCCUUGAGGCCGAAGGMCGAACCGUAAACCAGCCUCUGGCGGCACGGAUAGCGAAUCUCACUUCCAUGUCAGUGUUUACAUUCAAGAUCUGAAUGUUGCAGCUGAUUGGUCCGUUGAUAUCAGAGCGAUAUUAUUGGUUGAAAAUCAAAACCGRUUUUCAAUCAGAUACUCGACGAAGAUUCUACGAUAAAGUUCUUUCACAUUAGAUAAUUCUUUGUCCUAAAAGGUUUAGACUUUCGAGUUUUUUUAAAUUCCAAGUGAAGGUGAGACAUGUAGCUGCUAGCUAUAAAUUCAAAAGCAAAUAUUUUCUCUAAAAACGAUCUUUUCUCCAGAUGAAUUGCAAGUCCCCUGUCUACAAAUUCGAGAGGCUGCAGCUAUACACUUUGCAGAUUCGUAAAGUCUUGCUUUAACGACAUCUUCUGGGGAUUUUGCUUAGUUUACAUUCUGUGAGAAUUCUGAUACACGACGGAGAUCAGUGACCCGUAACAUCUGACAACUUAUCUUUCGUCGAGUAUCUGAUUGAAAACCGGUUUUGAUUUUCAACCAAUAAUAUCGCUCUAAUAUCAACGGACCAAUCAGCUGCAACAUUCAGAUCUUGAAUGUAAACACUGACAUGGAAGUGAGAUUCGCUAUCC